This is a messenger RNA of Hemiscyllium ocellatum (epaulette shark), 1727 nucleotides long. Its product is annotated as synaptotagmin-4-like. The coding region runs from base 244 to 1647 and encodes 467 amino acids. The record is from RefSeq and is a predicted model, not a curated record. The transcript is spliced from 7 exons. Gene Ontology annotation, molecular function: calcium ion binding; clathrin binding; SNARE binding. Gene Ontology annotation, cellular component: axon; synapse. Gene Ontology annotation, biological process: cellular response to calcium ion; calcium-ion regulated exocytosis; vesicle fusion. NCBI's taxonomy places the organism in Eukaryota, Metazoa, Chordata, Chondrichthyes, Orectolobiformes, Hemiscylliidae.
GGGAACUCCAUGCAUCCAGUCUGCUCCCCGCUUUUCUGAGAUUCCUUUCAGAUGAGGAUAAUUCUGCAGAGCCUUCUGCGUGCGACAGAUGUGGGCCUGGCCAGUGUUUAUUGCCCAGAGGGAGGUUAAGAAUUGACAACAUUUCUGUAGGCAACCCCAGUGGAAUGUGUUUCCAAAGGCUGUGCUGAUAUGAACAAUAUUCAGGAGUAACAGCUGAAGAUUUUCACAGGAGCUGCUGAUGUAAUGGCAGUGCCUCUGCAGGUCCUCCUUGGAGUGGGUCUGGCCUUUCUUUGCUUCUGCCUGACGCUUGGCUGCACCCUCUGCUGGCGGAAAAGGAAACGUCGGGGCGUCCCCUUUGGCAAGGACCCAGCCUCUGAGCGGAUCAUCAUGGACCCCAGCUCGCCGCUGCCAGGGGGUGCCAGUACGCCCAUCAAGCAGCAGUACGAGGAGGUGCACGGCUUGGUGCUGGACUACCCUACGGGCGUCGUGACCUCUCUACCUGACAGAGAGCCCAACCCCGGCUACAAGCACAACCCCCACGGCAGAGCGUCGCUGCCCUUUAUCCCCGUCGUGCCGAGAGCCAGCCUGGCCGGCCGAACCAAGAGGAUCCUCGAGAGGCGCUGCACCGUCUCAGGCGACUGCUCCGUCUACAACGAGCACGGCGCCCGCCCGAACCCGGGCGCAAGGCCCUCGGUCCCUAGCCUGAUGGGCACCAACUCUCUCACUGCAGCGUCCGAUGACACAGUGGGUGCCAAGUCCAAGCUGAGACCUGCCCUGUGUUUCACGCUCUUCUACUUGCCGCGCGAGCUCACCUUGACGGUGACCGUCCUGGGCGUCUCUGGCCUGCCCAAGAAAUUCGGCGGCGGCUGCGACUCCUACGUGAAGGUCUACCUGCUGCCCAGGUUCAUGGAGCCGCGGCAAACCAGCAUCUGCAGGAAGAGCCUGAACCCCGAGUUUCGGGAGUGCUUUCAGUUCUCGGGCUACACCCUUGAGGAGAUAAAGUGCUUCACGCUCCGCUUCACUGCCUACGUCAAGGAGUUCCACAACCUGAAGGACACCUUCGUUGGCGAGGUGCUGUUUGCCUGUGAGCAGGGUGACUGGCAGCCCCAUUCACCCUCGGCUUAUACAAGAGAGCUCACCACCACCAAGACAAAGCUCAAAAAGUGUCUCAGCUCCCAAGAUGUGGGACCCUCGAGCGGCACAGGUCAAGCCAAGCUGUUGGGCCAGCUCUUCAUCCUGCUCCAGUAUCAGACCCUGGCUAACCGGAUCAAGGUGAUGGUUCGAAAGGCCGAGUCUUUGGCCAGACUGACCCGCAUGCCAGGGUCGCCAGAUCAUUAUGUCAUUAUAAGCCUCUACCAAGAUGAUAAAGUUCUCUCAACCAAGGAAACCAAGACAUCAAGUGGCUAUAACCCAGUGUGGAAUGCACCAUUUCUGUUUGAUGUUCCUUCAGGAGAUAUUGAAAACCUACAGCUCUCUCUGGAAUUUAUAGUCAUGCAGAGUCGCAUUUAUACCCGAAGUGGAGUCCUGGGCCGUGUGGUAAUUGGAGCGAAUGCUUCAGAGACGGGAAGAACACACUGGAGGGAGAUGUCGAAUCGAGGACAUGUGGAAUCUGCCAGGUGGCAUACCAUCCAACCAGACACUUUCUAGACACCCGCAAACACAUCUGUUCUGUCGCUCCUCCCGCUGUCCCUUAACUGUUCAGUGAAAUGUAAUAAAAUGUACGAAUA